This is a messenger RNA of Aplosporella prunicola CBS 121167, 1308 nucleotides long. RefSeq lists its product as uncharacterized. The coding region runs from base 1 to 1308 and encodes 435 amino acids. Lineage: Eukaryota; Fungi; Ascomycota; Dothideomycetes; Botryosphaeriales; Aplosporellaceae. The transcript is spliced from 4 exons. The record is from RefSeq and is a predicted model, not a curated record.
AUGAGAGCUGCAACUUCUUCAGGUCGUGAUCACCAAGCACCAAAAAAGCAUUUUCAGCGCGAAAGAAUCAUGGAAGAAGAGAUUUCAUUGAACCCACGUGCGUGGGUUGGCUUGUCCACUCUCAACUACCACAUCUGCAAUGAUCGCUCCUACUUCACCACGUAUAACCCCAUUGGAAGUUUACCUGUCCACUUCUGCGGCGCUGCUGAAACACUUCGUGACGAGAACCUAGGUAUCAGUACCGCCCAUGGUAUCGGAGACGUCGCCCUCCAAAUUUGCAAGAGCAACGGAGAACUCACAACUCUAAUCCUUAACGAAGUAUUAUACGUGCCUGGAUCGCCGUGCAACGCCAUCGCAGUUUUGAAUCUAGGAAAAUGUUUCCGGUUCGAUAGGGGGGCAGGGGUGGUAUAUGAUGGGAAGGACCGCGAGGUUGCUUACCUUCCACGCCAAGGCAGGGCGCUUGUGACGCUCAAGCUUGCGAAUGAGUGGAGCGGAAUGUUCCCAGAAACUGUCAAGGACAAAGAUGCCCCCUUGGUGUCGCUCGGCUACUGGGCAAUGGGUGCGCCUGUGCUGAACGAGACCGACACGGUCAAAGAGGUGCUGCAAAACGUGAUGCAACUUACGGAUUAUGCUGAGGAUGGGAGGUUUGGUAUGGAUGUGUAUCCACGCAUUCAUGCAGGCAAGUACCUUGACCAGAAAGUCAACCUUACCAUCGGCAAAGUUCUCGAGCUUCUCGCCCUGUACGACAAGUCCGACAAGACAAAGGAGAAGUUUAUCAAUUCGGGGCUUCUCAAGCCAGACUUCUCUGAAUCGAAACUCACCUACGGAACUUCAAAUUUGGACAAGAAGCGUGCAGGCGGGAUCAUUCCGGAAACCGAUAGAUUUGCCUAUCCGGAGCCUUCCCACCGCAGUCUCAACCAGUGGAACCCUCCUAGUCCACAGACUCCCAUCCAAAACGUUCCUAGCCUGAAGGCCACCAGUCCAGAGAUACCCAAACAGGAGGCUUCUGAUCUGAAUGUUCCUGCUCCGAAUGCUUUUGGGCUGACACCUUCCAUCCCGCAACGCCACACCCUGGAGAUACUCAGCAAGACCAAGUUCAUCCAACUCGGAUGGGGCUCUCGCGCCGGCUUCCAGCACGCCCACGCACUGAUGCACCCGGCUGACAUUGUGGCUGGCAACCGCAUCUUAGACGAGUACGAGCGCCAGGAGAUUGGGUUGGGCUGGUUUCAUUCUCAUGGAUAUUUGCUACGACGACACGAAUACCGUGGUGGCAGGGAAUGGACUGUUGCGACUGCGUAUAGUAAAUAG